Messenger RNA from Chironomus riparius, 874 nucleotides. The record is from the annotation of a GenBank genome assembly. Lineage: Eukaryota; Metazoa; Arthropoda; Insecta; Diptera; Chironomidae.
CGGACGUAAAAAGAUUUUGCUAGAGUAGAAUAGUUAAAAUGUUGAUUUUAAUUUUUGGAGUGCUUCUAGUUGGAUGUACAGCAUCCUCAAUCGGUGGCGAACGUGUCAAAGAAUUCGCAUUCAGUCCACAUUACCAUAACGAAGGUCCGACAGACGAAGCUUCAUCGUUUGUGUCAGACACACCAAAACUAAGCAUCUGCGAUGCAUACAAGACCCAAUUAUCAGAACCAAAACCAAAGAAAACAUUUUGCAACGUAAAAUGCGAAACCUUCACAACAGUUAAAUGCACACUUCCUGAACUUGACAUUCCUGAGUGUAAUGAAUAUGCUGCUUAUGUCUAUAAAAGGAUUUUAUCCAACUUCGAGGUAAUGAAGCAAAAUGAUUUUGCUUGUGAAGUGCCAACAGCUAAAGACUACAAAAUAAAACCAAAAUUGGCAGCUCCAAUCAGCAGCUCUGAGACAAAAAAAUCAAAAUUCUGUGAGGAAUACAAAAAGUUGUCUACACCAAGUGAUUUUGAGUUUCCGUGCUAUAUUAUGUGUGACAGUAAUAUUGUCGGCGUUUCUUUAGAAGGCAACAAGCUUGAUUGGGAGCUUACAUGCGAAUCAUACCAGCAUGCAUGCACAUUCGAGUCAUCAGAUAUUCCAAUGAAGGUUGGAAGUAUAUGUGAAGCUUUCCGUCGUUAUGUUAUGAGUAAAGUGAAGCUUGGUGAAAGAGAUUAUCAUCAUUGUAAUGUUUACAAUCAUGGACCACAGUUUGAUUAUUAUAAUAGAACCUUGCAUUGAGAUUUUUUAAUUCUAAAAUUGUAAUUUUGAGAUGACUUUUGUAAAGUGUCAAUAAAUAUAGAAAUUAAGAUAAAAAGUGAAAAUGCUGGGAA